AAUCGAAGUGUACUAUCGACACGCUGCUUGUGGCACUAGAAGAAGUGUGAUCGUUCAACAGAACGCGUGCGGUAACCGUCAUUAUCCAUUGUAACAGCACAACAGCAAUGAUCCUUCUUCGUACGAUCGGUGUGUGUUUUGUGCUAUCACUAGUAUUUCGUCAAUCCUGUGGGAGUCCAUCGCAGGAAUUUGUCCAGUAUCUUACAACAACGCCAAGUGAACAUGUUCAUCCACCUCCGGAACGUGAUCGCGACGACGAAGGUACCCAAAAUCGACAGAAGCGUUUGAUAUCCGCAUCGGACUACGAACAGACGGCCCAGUUUUGGACCAUUGGUGCACAGUUGAAGCUCAAAGAGCAACUUUUGAAGAGGAAAAACUUCAACAAGGCAAAAAAUGUGAUCUUCUUCCUGGGAGAUGGCAUGUCGAUCCCAACGCUAGCCGCCAGUCGUAUGUACCUGGGACAGCAGCAAGGCCACUCGGGUGAGGAAUCUCAACUCUCAUUCGAAGAGUUUCCAGACAUUGGUCUAGUUAAGACCUACUGCGUGGAUAAGCAGGUUGCGGACUCGGCCUGUUCAGCGACGGCUUAUUUAGGCGGGGUUAAGGCCAACUAUGCCACCAUCGGUGUGACAGCUGCGGUCAAAUAUAACAACUGCGCGGCUAGCAAUGAUCCAAAGAAUCACGUACACUCAAUCAUGAGCUGGGCCCAAGCGGCAGGAAAAGCCACAGGAAUUGUAACCACAACGAGGGUCACUCAUGCCAGUCCAGCCGGAACGUACGCCCAUGUACCCAAUCGGGAAUAUGAAUGCGAUGCCGAUAUUCUAUCGCAACAAACGGAUCCAAACCAGUGCCAAGACAUUGCAUCGCAACUUGUGAGAAAUGACCCUGGUAGGAAAUUCAACGUAAUCCUUGGAGGCGGAAGACGUAAGUUCACUCCCAAGUCGGAGAAGGAUCCAUCAGACAAAGCUGGUCAGCGCAUGGAUGGAGUCAAUCUCAUUUCGGAAUGGUACUACAGCAAGCCCCUGGGUUCGGCUAGGUACGUAACCAACAAACAAGAACUCAUGGGUAUCAAUUUCAAUGAAACGGAAUACCUAAUGGGUCUGUUCAACUCCGAUCACAUGAAGUAUCACAUAGACAGUAACCCUCAAGAGGAUCCCAGCUUGAGCGAACUCACUUUCGCAGCUAUCAAAACCCUCCAGAAAAAUCCCGCGGGAUUCGUGCUGUUUGUAGAAGGCGGUAAAAUUGAUUUGGCUCACCACGAAACGAAAGCCCGGAAGUCCUUGGAUGAAACGGUUCAACUGUCGGAAGCCGUACAACUAGCUACUCAGCAUACCAGUGCGGACGAUACGUUGAUUCUGGUCACAGCAGAUCAUGCGCACACAAUGUCCCUGGCCGGUUACUCGAAGCGAGGGCACGACAUUCUGGGGGUCAGUGGAUCGUCCAACGAUAAAGGCAAGAGUCCUUAUACGACUUUGUCGUAUGCCAACGGUCCAGGUGGGCCGCCACUAACCGACGGGAACCGAUUUAAUCUCACCGAAGAAAUGGUGGCCAACAAGGACUUUCAGUACCCUAAACUUGUUCCUCUGAAGUACGAAACGCAUGGCGGAGACGACGUGGCUCUGUUCGCGUAUGGACCCUGGUCGCAUCUAUUCUCCGGCAUGUACGAACAGAACGUUAUACCGCAUAUAAUCGGGUACGCUGCAUGUAUUGGAAGCGGGUUGACGGCGUGUAUAGGGUAAGAUUAUAGGUAGCUAACUAGGUUUUAUUUAAAUGUUCGUUUUUAAUGUGUUUUGCUUCAGAAUAAAAUGUCGCAUUUUAUUUAUACUAUGAGAAAAUAUACAUCUUCAUUUUCGUUUGCUUUGUAAUAUACCUAUUUUGAAGAACGCGGUAAGU
Molecule: messenger RNA, 1890 nt
Organism: Ochlerotatus camptorhynchus
Lineage: Eukaryota; Metazoa; Arthropoda; Insecta; Diptera; Culicidae
Product: membrane-bound alkaline phosphatase-like
Exons: 3
Coding region: 108-1736 (542 amino acids)
Biological process (GO): dephosphorylation
Molecular function (GO): alkaline phosphatase activity
Source: RefSeq, a predicted model, not a curated record